Messenger RNA from Engraulis encrasicolus (European anchovy), 8905 nucleotides. RefSeq names its product obscurin like cytoskeletal adaptor 1a (gene obsl1a). Lineage: Eukaryota; Metazoa; Chordata; Actinopteri; Clupeiformes; Engraulidae. Gene Ontology annotation, molecular function: protein binding. The transcript has 31 exons. The record is from RefSeq and is a predicted model, not a curated record. Bases 876 to 7931 code for a protein of 2351 amino acids.
GCAGCCCUCGCUGGCAAGGGACACGCGCACACACACACACACAAGCAAACACACACAGAAGCUACGCGCCAAGCCACCCCCAAAGGACAGGACCGUGUGGACAGGGCAAGCAAGUGGCAGCAAGGGUGAGCAGGACUAAGUGAGGGGGUAUUUCAUGCAAACACUUCACACAGAGAGGUGACUGGGCCGUUACGGAGAGUCAAAACACGAGAGAGAACAAGGACAACGCUGAAUCUUCAGUGGAGCGACUUGGGAAGCACUGAGACACAAGAGAGAAUCAAACUGAGAAGCAGACAGCAGUCAGCGGCUGAAGACGUUUUGGAAAGGUGCUGUGAUCGCCUCAGCUGGAAGGAUCAGACCACACAAACGGCUUUAUUCAUUUAUUCACCGUUUGGAUCCAGUCUGGAGAGCCACUAAUUGCUAGGCCCACCGGACCAGUGAACAUAGCGGACCAGCAGACCACAGCGUCUGAUAACAAGGGUCAGAGGUCGCCAUCCUCAGAAGAGUCUCACAGACAGGAGGGUCAAUCUCCCUCUCGAACCCCUGGAGGAAACCGUGAAGGGCGCCUUUUGGCAAGUCUGAAGCACAGCGGAAAGAGAGAGCAAGAGAAGAGAGUGACAGAGAAGGAGAGAGAGAGAGAGCACAUUUAAGUCUCCAGGAUUGGCAUGCCACACAAGAGGAGCUGAAGGUGUGUGUGUGUGUGUGUGUGUGCUUGAGUGAUAACACACUGCAUUCCCGAGACCUGAACCCAUUCAACGAGAGCGGAGCAGACGGCAUUCCCAGUCAUUGAAGGACAGAGGAAGAGUGAUACAGAGCUUGACAGAAUUCCUGAGGCCUGACCCAGUCACCGAUAGAGACGAUUUGUAGUGAAAGUCAUGGAUGUGUUUGGUGGAGCCCCCCGUGUUUUGGGGUACCCUCGCCCCGUGCUGGUGCGUAGCGGUAUGGAUGCCCUACUGCGUUGCCAGAUCGGCGGGGACCCCCAGCCCGAUGUGACGUGGGAGCGCAAGAACGUGCCAAUCCUGUCGGAGGGCCGCUACAGCGUGUCGCAGGAAGGGAAAAGCUACUUCCUGCGCAUCUCCUGCGUUACCGCGGAUGACGCCGGCCAGUACAUCUGCAAGGCACGGAACAGCAUCGGCGAGACUGUUGCCGCGGCAGCUCUCAGGGUCGAACACGAGGCCCAGGAGGUCAUGGUGGCGCCGCCGCCACCCAAGCAGACGGAACAACAACAACAAACAGAACAACAACAACAACAACGACCACAGUCAGAACAACAGCCACAAGAAGAACCACGAAAACAACCAAUGAUGAAUGGCAGCAUAGAUCCCAAUGAGCAGCUCAACCAGGACCUGAAGACAACCCCACAGCAGCAGCAGCAGCAGGAGGAAUCCCAGAACCACCAAUCCCAGAACCAGAACCAGUCUCAGUCUCAGUCUCAGUCCCAGCAGUCCAAGUCGUCCCAGUACCAGCAGAAUGAGGAGGAAUGGGAGAACCGUGAUCGGCCUCGGUUCCUGAUCAAACCACUCUCGCUGCGCGUGGACCGUGGAGAAGACGCUGCCUUCUCCUGUAAGCUGACGGGGAACCCUAUGCCUGAGGUGGUCUGGGAGAAGGACGGCAAGAGACUCAAGGAAAUCUUUGAGAACUCACACUACAAGGUGAACACGCAGGAUGGUGGCUGGUACCAGCUGAAGGUGUUCCGCACGCGCGCCCCCGACGCAGGUGUGUACACCUGUCGGGCGUACAACGAGCACGGGGACUCGGUGGCAGGGGCUGUGCUGUUGGUGGAGAAGGUUCCCGAGAUACAUCAUGAGUCCAGAAAGUCGAUGUCUAAUGGCUACGCUAACGGCUACGCUACCCCCACCCCGGGCUCCUCCUCCUCGUCUCAUCACGGUAAGGACCGCUACGGCAUGAGCCACAUGGCCAAGCAGUGCCACGACCCGCCCGUGACUGUCUCCAAGGCCAAGAAGUUUGCCGUCACCGAGGGCAAGCACGCCAAGUUCCGCUGCUACGUGACGGGCAAGCCCAAGCCGGAGAUCGUGUGGAAGAAGGACGGUGUGAUUCUGGACGAGGGCCGACGGCACAUGAUGUUCGAGGACCGCGAGGGCUACUACACACUCAAGGUGCUCUACUGCAAGCAGCAGGACUCGGGACUCUACGUGUGCGCCGCCUCCAACACGCUCGGGAACACGCUCAGUGCCGUUCAGCUGUCUGUCAAAGGUCCGCCGGUUCGCUUUAAGCGUGGUCUGCGGGACAUAGAGGUGCGGGAACGAGAUGUGGCCGUCCUGGAGUGCGAGGUUCCGGAAGAGUCCAUUCCCACAUGCUGGUUCCUGGAGGACCACAAACUACAGGCGAACGCCAAGUACGAUAUGGAGCAAAAGGGGACUCGGCGCCGCCUCACCAUCCACGAUGUGGGCGCUGACGAUGACGGAGUCUAUCUGUGCGAGAUGGCAGACGGCGGAAAGAGCAUCGCAGAACUCACUGUUAAAGGCACCAUCGUGCGUAAGAUGCCCAGGAAGCUGGAGGUGAUGGAGGGGGAGAACGCUGCCUUCUGCGUGGAGGUGAACCAGGACGACAUGGAGGUCUUCUGGUACAAAGACGGCCACCAGCUGCGGGAAAGCCACCAGACCAUCAUCAAGUCCUUCGGCAAGACCCACAUCCUGGUGUUCGUCAACACUUCUUACCACGACGCGGGGACCAUCACGUUUGUGGCGGGACGGUCUAAAAACUGUGCUCGCCUCAAAGUCAAAGCUGCCCGCCAUUGCCCUCCUCCGUGCCCGGUUGGCAUUAAGAUGGAAACCCACAUGGCCAACGGGGCCCUGCUGUCCUGGGAGCCGGCGCCCCACAUGCAGACGGGCACCAAGACGGUGUACGUGCUGGAGAGACAGGAAGUGGGCUCCCAGGAGUGGAGGAAGUGCCUCAGCACGGAGACGGCCACCUCCGUGGAGGUCCUGGGAGACAGCGUGCCCUGCGAGGGAGACUACAGGUUCAGGGUGUGCUGUGUCAACAAGUAUGGACGCAGUGGACACGUGGAGUUCCCCAAAGUGCUCAGACUCAUUCCCGGUCCAAAGAUCAAGACCCCUCUGCAGCCGGUGACCGUAUCGGACGGUGACGAAGCGGUGUUCUCCAUCGAGCUGUCGGCCACCAUGGUGGGCACCUGGUUCCUGAACAGCACCCAGCUGCAGGACGGACCGGGCUUCAUCAUCCGCCAGAACCAGCACCAGCACCAGCUGCACAUGCUGGCGGUCCGGGAGCUGUACAGCGGCGCCGAGAUCACCUUCAUCGCCAGCGGAGUGCGGGACUCCACACACCUGCACGUCAACCCUCGUGAGGUGAAGUUCACCCCCCUGCCUGAGCAGGACACGGCCAAGAAGGUAGAGGUAGGAGACGCCAUAGUGCUGUACUGUGAGGUGUCCCACCCCUCCGCCAUCGUCCAAUGGAUGAAGAACGGGGUGGAGCUGCAGGUGACGGAUGGCCUGACUGUCCAAUCAGAGGGCAACAUGAGGAGGAUCGUCAUCCAGGAGGCGGACUGGGCCCAUGCAGGGGAGUACAGCUGCAACGUCAAGGGGGAUGCCAUCAAGUUCAACGUGGAGGUGGAAGCUGGGAGAGCCACGUUUUCGCCCGUGCCCGAGGACUUGAAGAGCAGGAGCGCGGAGGAGGGAGAGGAGGUGGUGCUGCACUGUAACGUGUCCGACCCCAACGCGGAUGUCACCUGGCUGAAGGACGGCAAGCCUGUGGAGGGGGUGGAGCUACAGGCCGAGGGCAGGCGGCGCACCUUGGUCAUCAAGGCGGCCAGUCACCUGCACGCCGGGACGUACACCUGUCAGUCCAAUGACGAUGUCAGUGUGUUUCAGGUGGACGUCACAGGUCCCCCUGUGUCCUUCAAGCAGCUGUCAGAGGAUGACCUCCAGAAGUCCUCCAUGGAACUGGACCCUGUGGUGCUCUACUGCGAGGUGUCCCGGCCCGACGCCCUCGCCCACUGGACAAAGGAUGGUGUGGAGGUGGAGGACAGUGACAACAUCAAGAUCCAAUCAGAGGGCGAGAUGAGGAGGCUCAUCAUACGCUCCGCGGCGAUGUCGGACGCUGGCACAUACACGUGUCAUGCUGGGGACAACAGCAUGUCAUUUACAGUUGAUAUCAAAGAGCCCCCAGUGAUGAUCGUGGACCCCAAGGAUGAUGUGGCGAUGGACAGGCACCUGGGUGAAGAGAUUGUGCUGAACUGCGAGCUGUCUCGUUCCAGCGGGGGGGCCCAGUGGUUCAAGGACGGCCUGGAGGUGCUGGAGACGGAUGAGAAUGUGAUCAUGACAUCAGAGGGACCCUACAGGAGGCUGACCAUCAAGAAUGCCACCGCGGAAGACUCCGGGGAGUAUGUCUGUGACACAGGCGGAGAUUCAGUCUUCUUCCAGCUCAAUGUAGCAGAGCCCCCGGUGCGUAUCGUCUCCCCGCGCGAGGACGAGGUGGAGUGUGUGUGGCAGGCGGGCGAGGAGGUGGAGCUGGUGUGUGAGCUCAGCCGAGCGGACGGCCAGGUCAUGUGGUUCCGAGACGGCCUGGAGGUGGAUGAGGCCGACGGGCUCACCCUGGUCGCCGACGGCGCCCACAGGAAGUUGAUCAUCCCCGCUUCCUGCUCGGAGGACACGGGGGAGUACAUAUGCGAGACGUCCGACGACCAGGUCACCUUCAUGCUGAUCGUAGAGGAGCCCCAAGUCCAGCUGGUCGUGCCCCCCACAAUGAAGACUUCUUUGGAGCCGGUGUCUGGCGAGCCCCUGGUCCUGGAGUGCGAGGUCUCCCGUGACAACGCGGAGGUGCGCUGGCUAAAGGACGGGGUGGAGGUGGAGCUCGAUGACAAUGUCACUGUGACAACUGAUGGCCUGGUCCGCAGGCUCACCAUCCACUCGCCCUCUAAGGCCCACUCGGGGAAGUACACCUGCAACACCAAGGACGCCGCCAUAGACUUCACUGUCAAUGUCAAAGAGCCGCCAGUGUUGAUCCUGCGUAAGUCAGAGAUAGAGACAGAUCGCCAGUGUGAGGUGGGAGAGGACGUGGAGCUGGAGUGUGAGCUCUCCAGAGCCGAAGGGAAGGCCUGCUGGUACAAGGACGGAGAACGCCUGGAGCAGAACGAACGCUUCUGCAUCGAGGAAGAAGGGACCUUUAGAACCCUCAUCAUCCUCAACGCAGACCAGGAGGACGCCGGCGAGUACUUCCUGGAUGCCUUGGACGAUACCAUCACCUUCAAUGUCAAAGUGCAAGAGCCCCCUGUCACCAUCGUGGGUAACUCUGACGAGCUGGAGCACCAGGACAUGGCGCUGGGCGAUCAGCUGAUCCUAGCCAUCGAGGUGUCGCGACCCAACGCCCCCGUGGAUUGGUACUGCAACGACCGGAAGCUCGUGGAGGACGAGCGCACGCAUAUCGAGUGCUACGGAACACUCCGGAAGCUCAUCAUCAACGACAUGAGCCCCAGCGACUCAGGGAAAUACAUGUGUGACGCGGGCACGGAUAAGAUGGUGACCACUGUCAAAGUACAAGAGCCCCCAGUGACCAUCGUGAAUAAGCAGGCGGUGAACAAGGUGACGGGUUACGAGGCCGAGUCGGUGACUUUCGAGGUCUACAUCUCCCGCGAGAAGCCUGUGGUCAGGUGGAUGAAGGACUGGACCCCCGUCAAUAACGAGCGCUUCCGCAUGGGCUACGAGGGCACGCGCCACUACCUGGUCAUAGACCCCCUGCGCAGGUCAGACAGCGGCGAGUACACCUGUGACGUGGGCAACGACGAGAUGCAGUUCAGCCUGCUCGUCAAAGAGAUGCGUAUUAAAUUCCUGCGGCCAAUGACAAACUCGGUGGGGUACCAGGAUGGCAUGGUGACCCUCAGCUGCCAGGUGUGUAAGCCCAAGGCGGACGUGAUGUGGGUGAAGGACGGUCUGGAGGUGGUGCCCAGCCGCCGCUUCUCCAUCCGGGCCAACGACACUGAGCGCUCCCUCACCAUCCACCGCCUCACCCGCGAGGACGCCGGGGAGUACCGCUGCGAAUCCAGGGACGACUUCACUACCGCAUACCUCAGAGUGGAGAUGCCUCGUGUGGUCGAGUUCCUGACGGAGCUCCACAACACCACGGUGUUGGAGGGAGAGGACGCCACCUUCAAGUGUGUGGUGUCGCCGGAGGACGUGGAGGUGGUGUGGCUGAUGGACAACGAGCCCAUCCCCCAGGACGACCGCUUCGUCACCUCGCACAACGGCCUCUGUCACACGCUGCUCAUUCGCAAGUGCCAGAUGCUGGACGCCUCGCGCAUUACCGCCGAGGCCGAGGGGGUCACCUCGAAAGCCACUCUCAAAAUACAAGAGGCCCAGAUCCUGUUCACCAAGCGCAUGGAGCCGGUGGAAGGGGAGGAGUUUGGGGAGGCCACCUUGGAGACAGAGAUCUCCUUGGAGACGGGCGAGGUGCAGUGGAUACGGCAGGGCGUGGUCAUCCAAUCAGGGCCCCACUACACGCUCUCCUCCGUGGGCUGCAAGCGAAGGCUCACCAUACACAACCUCACGCUGUCCGACCGCGGGACGUACCGCUGUGAAACCCUGCACGACCGCACGCAGGUCAAACUCAACGUGGAGCAGCGUAAGGUGUUCCUGCGUAAGAGCCUGAAGGACGUGGACACUUUCGAGCGCGAGACGGCGUCGUUCGAGGUGGAGUUGUCGCACGCGGACGUGGAGGGCUCGUGGCAGAAGGACGGCCUGCGCAUCAAGCCCAGCACCACCUGGCGCGUCAGCAGGAACGGCUGUGUGCACGGACUCACCAUGUCCCUCCUCACCCUCGAGGACACCGGCACCAUCGUCUUCUCCUCCGAGGGACUCAGGACGUCCGCUCGCCUACAGGUCAACGAGACCCCAGUGUCCAUCAUAAAGAAGCUAUUAGAUCUGAAGGUCGAGGAGGGAUCCCAGGUGACAUUUGAGUGCGAGCUGUCCAGACCAAACGCAGACACCAAAUGGUUCAAGGGUGAUGUGGAAUUGAAGGCGGAUAAGAACCACCGUAUCUACUCCAUGGGCCGCAAGCGCUUCCUGCAGAUCCUGGAAACCCAGACGAGCCAAUCGGGGGCCUACACCUGCCAGAUAGGAAAUCUGAGCACCUCCUGCAACCUCACUGUCUACGAGCAUGCGCUGGAGAUCGUUCAGCGCCUAGAGGACCUGUACCUGCAAGAGGAUCAGAAUGCUGUCUUCAUGUGUGAGCUCUCGAUAGAAGAGGUGCCAGGUGAAUGGUACAAGGACGGCCACAAACUCAAGCCCACCAGCUCCAUCAAGAUACGACGAGAAGGAACGAAGCAUUUCCUGCUGAUGUGUAACGUGACUGUGGAGGACGCUGGAGAGAUCAAGUUUGUUGCUAGGGAGGUGGAGUCAAGCGCAUAUCUGGAAGUGCAGGACCGCCCCGCCUCCAUCGUCAAGCCUCUCCGCGACCGCACGGCGCUGCAGCGUCACCGCGUCAUCCUGGAGUGCACGGUGUCGUCGCCACGCUGCGAGGUCACCUGGUACCGCGGCAAAUCGGAGCUCUGGUCCACGGAGCGCAUGGAGAUCAGCAGCGAGGGCUGCAGCCAUAAGCUCAUCAUAAACCAGGUGGAGCUCGAGGACGAGGGCAUGUACAGCGUCAUGGUCGGAGAGCACACCUCUACUGCCAAACUCAUGGUGGAGGGUCAGUCCAUCCUGCUGGUCAGGGAGCUGGAGGACAUUGAGGUGAGUUCGGGAGAGCCGGCCUGUUUCGAGUGCGAGCUGUCGGCGCCUCUGAUGCGCGCGGCGGCAUGGACGCUGAACGGGGAGACGCUACAGAGCGGCCGAGACAUCCGCAUAGACAUCCAGGGAGCCGUGCACAGACUCACCUUCAUGACCACCAACACAGAGAUGAACGGAUCUGUCAAAUUCACCAUCGGCAAGGCCAGGAGCUGCGCACGGCUGACUGUUAAUUAGAGACUGCAGGACACGCGUGCUCAUACGCAUACACAUACAUACAUACAUACAUACACAUACACAUACACAUACACAUACACAAACACACGCACGUACGCACAUGUGCACACGCACACACCAAACAUGCACACACAUGCGCACACACCCACACACACACACACACACACACAUGCACGCACAUUGAAACACAGACAAAUACUGAAAAGUGAUAUGAGUAAGUGUGAUUUGGCAAAUAUUGUUGGUAGGGGACAUUUGAUUGAUGUAAUAGUUUAUCAGAGCAGCUUCCCCAUUGGUGGAAAAAUCGGAAUUAUGAAGGGAAUGGUGUGUGUGUGUGUAUUUCAUGUAGUGGAGUUUGCCAGCUUCUCUAAAACUGUAAGUGAGUUGAUUAGAAUGGACAAGAUGGAAAAUUAAAGGGAGAAAUGUGAUCAAGUGGGCGGUUGAAUGAAUUAGCAGAGGAUGCGGUAUUGCAGAGUGCAAAGUGUUGAGGUCAUGAGAAUUGAUGGGAGAGGGGGUUGGUGAUUGAGUGAUGGGUUUCAACGCUGUAGGAAUCAGUAGGAGUGCGUAGGCCUGAGUUGGCAAUUUGUGGCGUAAUGAAUUUGAAUUACCGAGUAAUUCAUGUAACGGAGAGAGUGGUGUGUUAUAAAUUAUUUUACAUGCAUAAGAAAUUGUAAGUGCAUUUUUUGAAACGAUGUAUCUUUUUUAUUGAGCACUUUUUAUAAUAGUGAAAGGAAGUCAAAAAUGCACAUUGAAGAGGAGGACUUACUGGGUAACAGAGAAGAUAAUUUAUUAGGUUAUGGCAGGUGCACUGUAGUGUCUACUGGGAAAGGAAGUAGUUCCAUAAUAUGUUCUAGAAUGUUUGCUUUCAUUCUGGAAUGAAUGAAUGGGGCCUUUCUGGAAUGGAUGACAUGAAUGAAGUCAGUUCUGUUUUCACUCUGUUCUAAAUGCCAGAAUGAAAUAAAAUACAUGAUUGAAAA